Messenger RNA from Kalmanozyma brasiliensis GHG001, 4662 nucleotides. RefSeq names its product GAF domain protein. Gene Ontology annotation, biological process: detection of visible light; phosphorylation; regulation of DNA-templated transcription. The record is from RefSeq and is a predicted model, not a curated record. Lineage: Eukaryota; Fungi; Basidiomycota; Ustilaginomycetes; Ustilaginales. The transcript has a single exon. Gene Ontology annotation, molecular function: phosphorelay sensor kinase activity; protein binding. Bases 1 to 4662 code for a protein of 1553 amino acids.
AUGUCCUCACCACCAGAACGCGGCGGGUCUUCUCGACCGGGCACUGCAACGACAUCCACUGCACCCACCGCCCCAACCCUCAAUACGACGCCAUCCUCCGUACGCUCUCCCACCGUCUCGCAGCCCUUCAUUUAUCCCAUGCGAUCCGCUGUCAGUCUCAAACAGCCCAGCCGCGACGCUGCCACAUCACAGGCGCCAGACCAAGUGUUCAGCCUCAACACGCCAGCCGCCAGCGGCUCACGGCCAACGUCAUCCGACGGUCCCAGUCAUCAAGCCAAAAAUUCCGGCUCGGACAUUAUCCACGAAGGCCGUAAUCGCCCAGAAGAUGUCGACAAGGCCGCAGAUGCAGCGAUGGGUCGAAUGAGAGUGCCAGGCAACGAGGACAAGGAUCUGCGCGAUCACCUCGAGCAGCUCACAACCACUCGCUUUGAAUACGUCAAGACCGCCGAGGGGCACAUGAUCCUGACCGGUCGCGGAGGCAAGCUCGCGCGGUGUGAAGACGAGCCCAUCCACAUCCCAGGCGCGGUCCAAUCAUUCGGCUGCAUGAUCGUCGUCCGCAUCUCACCAGACGGCGAGAUGGUGGUACGUCAGGCGUCCGAGAACUCGACCGAAAUCCUCGGCCUAUCCCCUCCCUAUCUCUUCAGUCUUCCCACCUUUCUCGACAUUCUCGAUGACGAUCAAGCCGACUUGCUCUGGGACAACAUCGACUCGCUCGACCAAUCCAGUCAAGAUCUCGUCGAAACAGGGCCGACCGUCUUCCAGCUGCGCGGCUACGAUAUGGCCAGCUACGAUGAGCGCGUGACCAACGGUGCUCAACGAAGGACAUGGAACGCUUGGUGUGGUGCACACAUCCCAGAUCGCAGGAACGACGGCGAGGGCGAGCUAACCGUCAUUCUCGAGUUCGAAUUGGUCGACGACGUAGACAAUCCCAUCUCCACCUUUUCGCCGCCCACAACGCCGCUCGACGAGCGCGAGCGCGAACAAUCUAACGGUCCCGGCCUCGGUCUUUCAGCAGGGUGGACCCGAGCGGGGUCCUUUUCAGCAGCUUCAGGGCAAGAAUCUCCCUCCAUCAGCAUAGGAACGAUCCACUCGAGCGCCAGCAGCUCGACGACGGUGCGCGACAAAGGCCCUCGAGACGGGCUCGACGGUCUGGCAUACACACCCUCAGCAGAAGAGUUGCGCGAAUCGACGCGCGCCGUACACAGGCCGCUCAAGGCCCUCUCACGCAUGCGUCGCCAAGCCGAGAACAAGCAAAACAACCGCAGCCGUCGACCUGCCGUGCUUCCCAGCACCGGCGGCGGCGAUGGCACGGGAGGCAUGCUCGACAUGUUUGGCAUCCUCAGUCAGGUCAACGAUCAGCUAUCGGCACAAAAGGAUCUCAACGAAUUCCUCAAGGUGCUUGUCGGUAUCGUCCGUGACAUUACGCUCUUCAGUCGUGUCAUGAUCUAUCAGUUUGACGAAUCCUGGAACGGCCAAGUCGUCUGCGAGCUCGUCGACUGGAACGAUUCGCACGACCUCUACCGUGGUCUCCACUUCCCCGCCACCGACAUUCCGGCCCAGGCGCGUGCGCUGUACAAGAUCAAUAAAGUGCGACUGCUCUACGAUCGCGAUCAACCCACCGCACGCAUUAUGUGCCGUGACCAAGCCGACCUCGAUUUCCCUAUCGACAUGACGCACGCCUUCAUCCGCGCCAUGUCGCCGAUCCAUAUCAAGUAUCUCGCCAACAUGGGGGUCCGCUCGUCCAUGUCCGUGUCCAUCACAGCCUUUGGCGAGCUCUGGGGUCUCAUCUCGUUGCACAACUACGGCGCGCAUGGUAAGCGAGUCUCGUUUCCCAUCCGUCAGCUCAUGCGGCUUAUCGGCGAGUCCGUCUCGAGCAACAUCGAACGUCUCAGCUACACCCGCAGACUGUCCGCGAGAAAGCUCAUCAACACGCUACCGACGGACCAGAACCCAAGCGGUUACAUCAUCUCGAACGCCGAAGAUCUGCUGACCCUCUUUGAUGCCGACUACGGUGUCAUUGCCAUCGGCAACGAGGCCAAGAUUCUCGGUCCUCUCAACGCAAGCCAGGAAGUGCUGGCGGUCACCGAGUACCUGCGACUGAAGAAGUUCGAGCAUCUCGUCACCUCACAGGACGUGCGUCGCGACUUUCCCGACAUGGUCUUGUCGACCGGUCUGCACGUCAUCGCUGGUCUCUUACUCGUGCCUCUAUCGGGAAGCGGUGUCGACUUCAUCGCAUUCCUCCGCAAGACGCAGCUGCGUCACGUCAACUGGGCCGGCAAGCCCUUCAAGGAGGGCAAGGAAGGCCAAGCCGCGCUCGAACCACGCAAGUCGUUCAAGGUCUGGUCCGAAACGGUGGAAGGUACCUGCCGCGCCUGGAAGGACGAGGAGCUCGAGACUGCGUCCGUCCUUUGCCUCGUCUACGGAAAGUUCAUCUCGGUCUGGCGACAGCGUGAGCAAGCGCUCCAUUACAAUCAGCUCAACCGACUCUUGCUUUCCAAUGCGAGUCACGAAGUACGAACACCGCUCAACCACAUCAUCAACUACCUCGAGCUCGCGCUUGACAGCAAGCUCGACGACGAUACGCGCGAGAACCUCAGCAAGUCGCAUCUCGCUUCCAAGAGUCUGCUCUUUGUCAUCAACGACCUGCUCGACUUGACCAAGCAGGAGAUCGGAAACGAGCUCUUCCUGCAGGAGCCAUUCGAUCUGGCCGCGACGGUGCGCGAGGCGAUCGAGAUGCACGAAUGGGAGGCCAAGCGACGUCGCAUCGAUUUUUCCGUCUCCACGGACCCCGAGGUGUGCCUGGUGCUCGGCGACAAGAACCGUGUGCGCCAGAUCAUCACCAAUACGGUCACCAACUCGGUCAAGUACACGCGCGAAGGUCAGAUCACCGUCUCGAUGCGCAAACUCAUCGAAGACGAGCGCGAGACCGACUUGCCCAAUGGCUGCGACAUGGAGGUUGAGCUGGUCGUCAGCGAUACCGGCGAAGGCAUUCCUCAGGAGAAGCUCGAGGUCAUCUUCCGAGAAUUCGAGCAGGUGGAGUCCGUCAUUGCGCAGCCUGGCCGUCAAGAUUUGUCGGAUCUCGAGGGAAGCGAGGCGAGCCUCGUGCGCACCGAUCAGUCGGACGGCGGUCUCGGUCUUGGCCUCGCCAUCGUGGCGCGUGUCGUCAAGAACCUGGGUGGACAGCUCCGCGUCGAUUCUUCCGUUGGCGAAGGGACUACCUUCACCUACUACAUUCCCUUUUGCUCGGCAGAGACCACCACGCCCACCGAGAUGCCUCAGACAGGCAGCGGCGGCAGCGGCGCCAGUGGUACCAAGCGCGGCAGCGAUUCAGUCUCGAUGCGACGUGCCAACUCGAUCGGCAGCGGCAGCGCCAGCUCCGCUGGUCGAAGUGAGAUCGACUCGCUCGUUGAGGCCAUUCAGCAGCCGGUACUGCGCGACCAGGGCACCGUGGAGGAUGUGACGCAGCAGAGGCGCACCGCCGAGGGCGCCUCAUCCAACGUUCACAACGGUCCCAGGAACGUCUCGGCUGGCACUGCGCGACCGGGCUUCGGAGCCGCUCGGAACCACUCGUUUGACAGCGGCACCCAUCCCGUCGAGGGAAGCGGUAUCCCUGUGCGUUCCGUCAAGAUCGAUCCGCAGGCUCUGGACUCGAACGACCGUGCCGACCGACGUCCGCCCAGCUCUGCCUUCAUGUCGAGCGCCACCACGCAUGCACGACCCGCCAGGAGCAACUUGAGCGCAGCCGAGUCGUUCAAAGCCGAGGUGGAGCACCGAGCUCGCGAGAAUCCUCCGCACAUCGCCGGAGACGCUUUGCCGUUCCAUGCCAAGCAGCAGCGAUCGGCGCCGGUGGACGAAGCACCACCUUCGCCUCGUACUCCUGCCAAGAACAACCUCAACGUGCCACAGUCCGAAGCCGAAUCGCCAGGUUCCGAGGACACGCACGCUUCCGAUCAUACCGCUGAACGCCGCGCCUCGUCGUCGUCGACCAACGCUGCCAAGCGUAGGAUGGCAGUCAUGCGCGGGCUUCACAAGACACCAGGCGCUCGCAGCGAAAAGCUUGCUCCGCUGCGCGUGCUGGUAGUCGAAGAUGAUCCCAUCAACCGCAUGAUCCUCAAGAAGCGACUGGGUCUCGAUGGUCACACGACGCUGCUCGCCGUCAAUGGUGAAGAAGGCGUGCGACAGUUCGAACAAGACGCCAAGGAGAUCGAUGUCAUUCUGAUGGACCUGCAGAUGCCCAUCUGCAACGGCCAGGAGGCGUGCAUCCGCAUUCGCGAGCUCGAGGCCAAGUGGGCAGAGAGCGGCGAGCACGCGGACCGUCCGGCUGCCCAGGUGCUCAACGGGCGGGUUCCGAUCUUGGCCGUUUCGGCGACACUGGUGCCGCAGAUGAGACAGGAGAUGGUCGACAUCGGCAUGGACGGCUGGAUCCUGAAGCCGAUCGACUUUGCGCGUCUCAAUGCUCUGCUCAAGGGUCUGCUGCAACCAGAAGACCGUGUCGCCAACCACUGGAAGCCAGGCUACUCGUGGGAGAAAGGUGGGUGGCUGUCCGAGCCGGCGCAGCGUUCAGUGCCCAUCGCGGCCUCUUCCGUCGAAGAAGUCUCUGGGGCGAACGAUGUGUCGGCCUCGGAGGAGCCGAGCCAGCAAGUCGAUCCUCCCAGUGCCUGA